This is a messenger RNA of Hyaena hyaena (striped hyena), 2293 nucleotides long. It is a transcript of the gene P4HA3, whose product is annotated as prolyl 4-hydroxylase subunit alpha 3. The transcript has 13 exons. Lineage: Eukaryota; Metazoa; Chordata; Mammalia; Carnivora; Hyaenidae. Gene Ontology annotation, molecular function: iron ion binding; protein binding; L-ascorbic acid binding. The coding region runs from base 9 to 1643 and encodes 544 amino acids. Gene Ontology annotation, cellular component: endoplasmic reticulum. Gene Ontology annotation, biological process: peptidyl-proline hydroxylation to 4-hydroxy-L-proline. The record is from RefSeq and is a predicted model, not a curated record.
CGCCGGCGAUGGGCCCCGCGGCGCGGCUGGCGGCGCUGCUGGCUGUCCUGGCGCUCCUGGCGGGGGACCCCGCGGGAGCCGCGGCGCGGGGGGAAACGUUCUCGGCGCUGACCAGCGUUGCGCGUGCCCUGGCGCCCGAGCGCCGGCUGCUGGUGCUGCUGCGGCGCUACCUGAGCGGGGAGGAGGCGCGGCUGCGGGACCUGACCAGAUUCUAUGACAAGGUGCUUUCUUUGCAUGAGGACUCGGCAACCCCUGUGUCUAACCCUCUGCUUGCAUUUACUCUCAUCAAACGCCUACAGUCUGACUGGAGGAAUGUGGUACAUAGUCUGGAGGCCAGUGAGAACAUCCGAGCUUUGAAAGAUGGUUAUGAAAAGGUUGAGCAGGACCUGCCAGCCUUUGAGGACCUUGAGGGAGCAGCGCGGGCCCUGAUGCGGCUACAGGAUGUGUACAUGCUCAACGUGAAGGGCCUUGCCCAAGGUGUCUUUCAGAGAGUCACUGGCUCCGCUGUCACUGACCUGUACAGUCCCAGACGGCUCUUCUCCCUCACAGCAGAUGACUGCUUCCAAGUUGGCAAGGUGGCCUAUGACAUGGGGGAUUACUACCAUGCCAUUCCAUGGCUGGAGGAGGCUGUCAGUCUCUUCCGAGGAUCUUAUGGAGAAUGGAAGACAGAGGAUGAGGCAUGUUUAGAGGAUGCCUUGGAUCACUUGGCCUUUGCCUAUUUUCAGGCCGGCAAUGUUUCCUGCGCCCUCAGCCUCUCCCGAGAGUUUCUUCUUUACAGCCCAGAUAAUAAGAGGAUGGCCAGGAAUGUGUUGAAAUAUGAAAAACUCUUGGCAGAGAGCCCCAACCAGGUGGUAGGUGAGGCUGUCAUCCAGAGGCCCAAUGUACCCCACCUGCAGACUAGAGACACCUACGAAGGGUUAUGUCAGACCUUGGGGUCCCAGCCUACUCACUACCAGAUCCCUAGCCUCUACUGCUCCUAUGAGACAAAUUCCAGCCCCUACCUGCUGCUCCAGCCCAUCCGGAAGGAGGUCAUCCACCUGGAGCCCUACAUUGUUCUCUACCAUGACUUUGUCAGUGACUUGGAGGCUCAGAAAAUUAGAGGACUUGCAGAACCAUGGCUACAGAGAUCCGUGGUGGCAUCAGGUGAGAAGCAGUUGCCAGUGGAGUACCGCAUCAGCAAAAGUGCCUGGCUGAAGGACACUGUUGACCCACUGCUGGUAACCCUUGAUCAUCGCAUUGGUGCCCUCACAGGCCUUGAUGUCCAGCCUCCCUAUGCAGAGUAUCUCCAGGUGGUGAACUAUGGAAUCGGCGGUCACUAUGAGCCUCACUUUGACCAUGCUACGUCACCAACCAGCCCACUGUACAGAAUGAAGUCUGGGAACCGAGUUGCAACAUUUAUGAUCUAUCUGAGCUCGGUGGAAGUUGGAGGAGCCACCGCCUUCAUCUAUGCCAACUUUAGCGUGCCUGUGGUCAAGAAUGCAGCACUGUUUUGGUGGAAUCUGCAUAGGAGUGGUGAAGGGGAUGGAGACACACUUCAUGCUGGUUGUCCUGUCCUGGUGGGAGAUAAGUGGGUGGCCAACAAGUGGAUACAUGAGUAUGGACAGGAAUUCCGCAGACCAUGCAGCUCAAGCCCUGAAGACUAAAAUGUUGGCUGAGAGAAACUGGUGGAGUCCUGUGGCUUUCUAGGGAAGCCAGAAGCUAAAAACCUAAGCUAGGAGCUACCUUCUGGAAGACAGCCUUGUAAGCAUUGCUUGUUCCUUGCAAAUGGGAGAUAAGGAAGUGGUCUGUAUCAGGGAACACAUGAAAAUGUACAUGGUUUCUCCUCAAGCCAUCACAGUCAGAUGGCUUGACACAAAUCCAUAGAAUGGAUGGGCAAUAUAAAGAAGGCAGCAAGAAGGCCAAAGGGAGAAAUUUCUGGGGUUCAGACUCUCUGUGCUGGAAACAGGAUUUGCCAACAGUCCCUGGGGUUUAGUCAAUGACAUUUCUGCCACUUUGAGUGCUGACCAUAGGGCCCCAGAAGUGGCAAUGAGGACACCUGCAGGAAGGGGCUAGCCUGACUCCCAUGGCUUUUUGCCCUUCUCUCCUCUGACUUCUGCUGAAGACUGAGCAGGGACUGUUUCUGUAACAGGAGUGUACCUCAUAUGAUUUUUUUUUUUAAAUGAAAUUUUCUUUUUUUAUGUGAUGAUUUUUUAAUACAGCCAUUAAAUGUGUUUAUAAAUCAUUUUUCACAACCAAGAAUAUUCUUACAUGAUAACACUGAGUAAAAACAAGUAUAUAUAUGAUUAUGCUAUAA